AUGAUUUUGUGUGGCCGGCUUGAGCUAAUACCCCGCUCCUGGGAUCCAGCGCUGAAUACCCGCAUCAUGGAUUGUAUGUUAGGCCGUGGCCGACACACGCCCUGGGUGAGGCCUGAUUGUGCGGUAUAAAAGCUCCUCCUCCUUGCCAUUCAGCAAUUUGGUCCCUAUUUCCCUCCCCCUCAGAGGGUUUGGCGACUAGUCAUGCCGCUCACUCCCCAUCAUACCCAGCUUGCAAUUUCGAUGUCACUGCCAGAGGUGGCCCGGAAAUCUUUGCACAGCCUUGCCCUCGUGUCGCGCGCCACUGCUGUCACGACGCGUCGGGACCGUUUUCGUAUUCUCAAGACCCUCCGCACAAGCGAUCUCUUCAGAGAGGGCACUUUUGUGCGCUCGCUACUUGUGGCUGAGGAAGAAAGCUCUCUGCACCUCGCGCGUUUAGUGCGAUCGGCCACGAUAUUAAUUGAAAGUAUCCCUUUGACUCCAGAUCAGACCAAACUUUUGUCCAAAGUCAAUGGCUACCCUAGGGACCCCAUAGUACCAGCGCCUGCAUUCAUUGCAUCAAGCAUCAUAUCAUUGCUUCCACACCUUCAGCACGUGAAGCUAGCGUUGCGGGCUUCAGAUCCUGCCUUCGAUAUAUCCGCUGUCGCCCACGCACUUUCUCGACUGGAGCGUUUACAGUCGUUAGAUGUGACCGACUGUAACAGUAAUGUUAGCAGGUUAAGGUCUUUCGUUGGGCCACAUCUUAAUCCCGCACUAUUAUCCCUACGUAUUCCAACAUGGCUGGGCGACCAUUAUGGGACCGAAUCCCAUGAUGCUCGUACAAGUCUCAUCUCGAACUCACCGUGCCUUCGCGCCCUCGAUGUCCGUGGCCCCAUCACAGUUGGAACAUUGUCGAGGAUAGUCGCAUCGAUCCCACACCCCGAGCAGCUGCGCGAGCUUCGGAUCGCCAUAAAGUCAAAUGUCGAUCUAAGGGCCCUCACUGCCGUACUCUCCGUGUUGAGUGAUUUGGAGGUUCUGCGAGUGGAGAUCGUUGGAGGGAUGGAGAUGGGAUUCGGAAGGACAUACACCUACACCUAUAGUUUAGGAGAGUUGAAGGAAUUGAAGCAAUCAUGUCCCAGCUUACCCCCUCUCGGCUCACUGAUUGUCACAUCGACAUCUGACAAAGUAUUGACGUCAAUGGCCCUGCCCAUUCCAUCAAUCAGGACAGUGAAGCCUCUUUCUUCCCAUAGUUCGCACUUCCCUUGGUUUACUUCAUCCUCACCAACCUCCCCUCCUGUCUUCGAAUCCGCUUUAACCCCUUCACUCACUACAAAGCAGAGCAGGAUGAUCAGAUCGAUAAUGACUCCAAUGUUUAGCUAUCGUCCGUCACUCGUAUCGCCCACACCAUCUGUGCCAUCAUUCUGAAUUCGAUGCAACCCCGAUGGCACCUUUUGAUGUUGUUCGGUCACGCAUUAACGCACUCCCCUGCACCCCUCACAACCGUCUUGCCUGUUCGUUCUUCCAAAGUUCCAUAUGCUAGUUUCACUGGGCUUUUGAUUCUCCGGCUAUUCGUUA
Cantharellus anzutake is the source of this 1551-nucleotide messenger RNA. RefSeq lists its product as uncharacterized. The record is from RefSeq and is a predicted model, not a curated record. The coding region runs from base 202 to 1401 and encodes 399 amino acids. NCBI's taxonomy places the organism in Eukaryota, Fungi, Basidiomycota, Agaricomycetes, Cantharellales, Hydnaceae. The transcript is spliced from 3 exons.